Molecule: messenger RNA, 8733 nt
Organism: Loxodonta africana (African savanna elephant)
Lineage: Eukaryota; Metazoa; Chordata; Mammalia; Proboscidea; Elephantidae
Gene: POLR3A
Product: RNA polymerase III subunit A
Exons: 31
Coding region: 138-4310 (1390 amino acids)
Biological process (GO): DNA-templated transcription
Cellular component (GO): RNA polymerase III complex
Molecular function (GO): DNA binding
Source: RefSeq, a predicted model, not a curated record
CGCCGUACGGUGGCCCGGAGGAGGCCGCCGGUGUUUCCGCGGCGAGCGCGUCUAGAAGCGCUGCGGGAGCUGCGCGGAGCGUCGUUUCCCUCAUCCGGCUCCCCGAGUCCCGAAGAGGGACCCUCGCAGCGGUCACCAUGGUGAAGGAGCAGUUCCGGGAGACGGAUGUGGCCAAGAAAAUAAGCCAUAUCUGCUUUGGCAUGAAGUCCCCUGAGGAGAUGCGCCAGCAGGCGCACAUCCAGGUCGUGAGCAAGAACUUGUACAGCCAGGACAACAACCACGCCCCCUUGCUGUAUGGGGUGCUGGACCACAGGAUGGGCACAAGUGAGAAGGAUCGUCCUUGUGAAACCUGUGGGAAAAACUUGGCCGACUGUCUGGGCCACUACGGAUACGUUGACUUGGAAUUGCCUUGUUUUCAUGUGGGAUACUUCCGAGCAGUUAUAGGCAUCUUACAGAUGAUUUGCAAAACCUGCUGCCACAUCAUGCUGUCCCAGGAGGAGAAGAAGCAGUUUCUGGACUAUCUAAAGAGGCCCGGCCUGACCUACCUUCAAAAGCGAGGCCUAAAGAAGAAGAUCUCUGAUAAGUGCAGGAAAAAAACCAUUUGCCAUCAGUGUGGUGCUUUUAAUGGUACUGUAAAGAAAUGUGGAUUACUGAAGAUAAUUCAUGAGAAAUACAAGACCAACAAAAAAAUAGUGGAUCCAAUUGUAUCAAAUUUCCUUCAGUCUUUUGAAACAGCCAUCGAACAUAACAAAGAAGUAGAGCCCCUACUGGGAAGAGCCCAGGAAAACUUAAAUCCCUUAGUAGUUCUGAAUUUAUUUAAACGAAUCCCUGCUGAAGAUGUCCCUCUGCUUCUCAUGAACCCGGAAGCUGGAAAGCCCUCCGACUUGAUUCUCACGCGACUUUUGGUGCCCCCUCUGUGUAUCAGGCCCUCUGUUGUGAGUGAUCUGAAGUCCGGCACCAAUGAAGAUGAUCUGACAAUGAAAUUGACAGAAAUCAUUUUCCUAAAUGAUGUCAUUAAAAAGCAUCGGAUAUCUGGCGCUAAGACGCAGAUGAUCAUGGAGGACUGGGACUUCCUGCAGCUGCAGUGUGCCCUCUACAUUAACAGCGAGCUCUCAGGCAUUCCCCUCAACAUGGCGCCCAAGAAAUGGACCAGAGGUUUUGUCCAGCGCCUGAAGGGAAAACAGGGUCGAUUUAGAGGCAACCUUUCAGGAAAGAGAGUGGAUUUUUCUGGCAGAACAGUCAUCUCACCCGACCCCAACCUCCGGAUCGAUGAGGUAGCGGUGCCAGUUCAUGUGGCCAAAAUUCUGACUUUUCCUGAAAAGGUGAACAAAGCAAACAUCCAUUUUUUGCGGAAACUGGUUCAAAAUGGCCCUGAAGUUCACCCAGGAGCCAAUUUCAUUCAGCAGAGACAUACGCAGAUGAAAAGGUUUUUGAAGUACGGAAAUCGGGAAAAGAUGGCUCAGGAGCUCAAGUAUGGCGACAUCGUCGAGAGACAUCUCAUAGAUGGAGAUGUGGUGCUGUUCAACCGGCAGCCCUCGCUGCACAAACUGAGCAUCAUGGCUCAUCUGGCCAGGGUCAAGCCCCACCGGACCUUCAGAUUCAACGAGUGUGUCUGUACGCCCUACAACGCAGACUUCGAUGGUGAUGAAAUGAAUCUUCAUCUUCCUCAAACAGAAGAAGCUAAAGCAGAGGCUCUUGUUCUGAUGGGGACUAAAGCAAACCUUGUUACCCCAAGGAAUGGGGAACCACUGAUUGCUGCUAUUCAGGAUUUUCUAACAGGAGCCUAUCUCCUCACUCUUAAAGACACUUUCUUUGACCGAGCCAAGGCUUGCCAAAUUAUUGCUUCAAUAUUGGUCGGCAAGGAUGAGAAAAUCAAAGUCCGCCUUCCACCCCCUACAAUAUUGAAGCCUGUCACCCUGUGGACUGGAAAGCAGAUCUUCAGUGUCAUCCUCAGACCUAGCGAUGACAAUCCAGUGAGGGCCAACCUGCGAACCAAGGGCAAGCAGUACUGUGGCAAAGGGGAAGACCUCUGCGUCAAUGAUUCCUAUGUUACUAUCCAGAACAGCGAGUUGAUGAGUGGCAGCAUGGACAAGGGAACAUUGGGAUCGGGAUCCAAGAACAAUAUUUUCUACAUUUUGCUGCGAGACUGGGGGCAGAAUGAAGCUGCUGAUGCGAUGUCGCGGCUUGCCAGGCUGGCUCCCGUCUACCUCUCUAACCGGGGAUUUUCCAUUGGGAUUGGUGACGUCACACCUGGUCAAGGACUGCUGACGGCCAAAUACGAGCUGCUGAAUGCCGGCUACAAAAAAUGUGACGAGUACAUCGAGGCCUUAAACACGGGCAAGCUGCAGCAGCAGCCCGGCUGCACAGCUGAGGAGACUCUGGAGGCCUUGAUCCUGAAGGAGCUGUCUGUGAUCCGGGACCACGCGGGCAGCGCCUGCCUCCGAGAGCUCGACAAGAGCAACAGCCCCCUCAUCAUGGCCCUUUGUGGCUCCAAAGGUUCCUUCAUCAACAUAUCACAGAUGAUUGCCUGUGUGGGCCAGCAGGCCAUCAGCGGCUCUCGAGUGCCAGACGGCUUUGAAAACAGGUCCUUGCCUCACUUUGAAAAACACUCCAAGCUCCCAGCUGCCAAAGGCUUUGUGGCCAAUAGCUUCUAUUCCGGUUUGACACCAACCGAGUUUUUCUUCCACACCAUGGCUGGCCGGGAAGGCCUGGUCGACACAGCCGUGAAGACAGCUGAGACAGGGUACAUGCAGAGGCGGCUUGUAAAAUCCCUCGAAGAUCUCUGCUCACAGUACGAUCUGACUGUCCGCAGCUCUACUGGAGAUAUUAUCCAGUUCAUUUAUGGGGGAGACGGCUUAGACCCUGCAGCUAUGGAGGGAAAAGAUGAACCCUUAGAGUUUAAAAGGGUUCUGGACAACAUCAAAGCGGUCUUCCCGUGUCCCAGUGAGCCUGCCCUCAGUAGGAACGAGCUGACCCUGACCAUGGAGUCCAUCAUGCAGAAGAGCGAGUUCCGCUGCUGCCAGGACAGCUUCCUCCAGGAAAUAAAAAAAUUCGUAAAGGGGGUUUCUGAGAAGAUCAAGAAAACCAGAGAUAAAUAUGGCAUCAAUGAUAACGGCACGACAGAGCCCCGCGUGUUGUACCAGUUGGACCGGAUCACCCCCACCCAGAUAGAAAAGUUUCUGGAGACCUGUAGAGACAAGUACAUGAGGGCCCAGAUGGAGCCCGGCUCUGCGGUGGGCGCCCUCUGCGCCCAGAGCAUUGGCGAGCCAGGCACCCAGAUGACCCUGAAGACUUUCCACUUCGCAGGUGUGGCCUCCAUGAACAUCACCCUGGGCGUGCCCCGCAUCAAAGAGAUCAUCAAUGCCUCCAAGGCCAUCAGCACUCCGAUCAUCACGGCUCAGCUGGACAAAGAUGACGAUGCUGAUUACGCUCGCCUUGUGAAAGGGAGAAUUGAGAAAACCCUCCUGGGAGAGAUCUCAGAGUACAUUGAAGAAGUGUUUCUCCCUGAUGAUUGUUUUAUUCUCGUCAAGCUCUCCCUGGAACGGAUUAGACUUCUGAGACUGGAAGUGAACGCUGAGACGGUGCGGUACUCCAUCUGCACGUCCAAGCUGCGUGUGAAGCCCGGGGACGUGGCUGUGCACGGCGAGGCUGUGGUGUGCGUCACCCCCAGGGAGAACAGCAAGAGCUCUAUGUACUACGUGCUCCAGUUCCUGAAGGAGGACCUCCCCAAGGUGGUGGUGCAGGGCAUCCCAGAGGUGUCCAGGGCUGUCAUCCACAUCGACGAGCAGAGCGGGAAGGAGAAGUACAAGCUUCUGGUGGAAGGCGAUAACCUGCGGGCCGUCAUGGCCACACAUGGGGUGAAGGGCACCCGGACCACCUCCAAUAACACCUAUGAGGUGGAGAAAACCCUGGGCAUCGAAGCUGCCCGGACGACAAUCAUCAACGAGAUCCAGUACACGAUGGUCAACCACGGCAUGAGCAUCGACCGCAGGCACGUGAUGCUGCUCUCCGACCUGAUGACCUACAAGGGUGAGGUCCUGGGCAUUACAAGGUUUGGCCUGGCGAAGAUGAAGGAGAGCGUGCUGAUGCUGGCGUCCUUCGAGAAGACAGCGGACCACCUCUUUGACGCUGCCUACUUUGGGCAGAAGGAUUCUGUGUGUGGAGUGUCUGAGUGCAUCAUCAUGGGAAUUCCAAUGAACAUCGGAACCGGGCUCUUCAAGCUGCUCCACAAGGCCGACAGGGACCCAAACCCUCCCAAGAGGCCCCUGAUCUUCGACACAAACGAAUUCCAUAUUCCCCUUGUCACCUAGUCUGGGGUAAGAGUGACUGCCUGAUUUUGGGGCCCUUGUCCUGUCUGGAAGGGGGCUCGAGACCAGCAGCUGACUUGGAAAACUUUGUGCUUUCUGGGACAGAGGCACUGGUGUCCCCAGCCUGUGCCAGCAGUCAGAGAGUGCGCCUGGAACCCCCAGAAGCAGCGCCUCACCUGAUGUGGAGCAGCUCACAAGAGGGACCCUGACUACACCACAUCGUUGGGAGAGCGGGGACGUGCGUUUGUUGACACCUAGUCAGCACCUCUUGCCCACCUCACCUUCCUGGACUUGAGAGGGGGCCCCAGCCAGGCGUCACUGCAAGUCCCCACCUCACUCUGCUCCUUUUGUCAGCUCCCAGGGUCUCCGCCCCGCUGUAAUGCUGGAGUCCCAAUGUGGGAGACCCAUGUCAAUGUUGUUACUAUUAUUUAUUUGCUCAGUUUGAGGGACUUGGGAUUUUUGUUGUUAUUUUGGUUUUAUUUUUGAAACCAAGAAACUAUAAAACCAGCAUUGAAGCAUCUCUGCAAAAACUGAUUGUGAAAAUAGGAUUUGUAGCUGGGCUGACCUGUCCUGAGGCCAGGCUGCUCUGAAGUGUCCUCCAUGUGCACCCCUGGCUCCCGGUUGUUCUCUCGUACACCUGUGUCCAGGGAUGGCUCCACCUGUGACAAGAGUCAGCCCUAUCUUUGUGGCACAGAGAAGCCUGGCUGGAGUCUGGGGCCUGCUGAAGUGAGAGCCGGCUCACCUGAGUCUCUCAGGUGUACAUGUGGGUGAUGAGUGGCGCUGCUGGCGUCCAUGCCAAGAGUGGGUCAAGAGUGCAAGGGCAGAUGCAGAACUGGGGCCCAGAACCUGCCCCAGAGGCAGUGGCGGGAGAGGGGCCCUCCUGGUGCAGGCAGGCACCAGCUUUGAAGGGUAACAGGGUCACCCAGACAGAGGAAGGGUGGAGGCCGGGGUGCCAGCUGGAGCAGGGGGGUGUGCCCCAGUGGCAGUAGCAGCUCCCUGAAGAGCACAAGCCUCCUGACAGUAGAAAGGACCCAUCCAGGCUGUGAGGAAGAACAGCAGGACAGCCCGGGAAGCCACUGCUCCAUUGCUUGUUCGGCUUCUGACAAUCACUGCACCGUUGCUGGCGGGAUUCUUGAGGGGGGUUUGUGCAGCAAAGAAAUGUCAGUUGCUUGUCUUUUGAAGAGAAGAAGGGUUUUGCUCUAGAGACAAUGUGUUCUUUGUUCUGAGUUUGCUCAUUAGGGUUGGCCCAGGGCCAGGGAGAAGUAGUGGUGAUGGCUGCAGCUCCGCUCCCUCUGGAAAAGGCUCUGUGGGCCCGUCCUUCAGCCCUUCCCAACCCAGAGCCGAGUGUCAGUUGUUCUGACACUUCCUUCCUACCUCCUGGGGCCUUGGAAAACCAAGGUGGCUUAGUUAGGAGUGAGAUGAUAAUUAAAAAUGUGGAUUCGACCCAACUUUCUUGCCCCACACACCCUAUUUGUUGUUCCACACGCUUGUCUACUUCUGAAAUGACACAGCCAACAUUUCUGACUGUGUCAACCUCUUGGAAGAAACAGCCAGAAAGAACCAAAGAGCAAAAAGAUGGCUUAGAUGAUUGAAGAGAUGGACGUGAUAAGAGGUAGAGGAGGCCCCCAGAACUCAAGCAGCCUUUAUGGGGUUAAAUGUACAUCCUUGGAGCUUUCACCAAGUCGCGGGCUAAUGCUGCUGGGAUGCCAAGUAUAACCACUGGUUCUUGGAUCUGCAUUAGAGCGAAUACUUCCUCUCCCAUACUGAUGGGAUCCUGAGUUACAAAUUCUUGACAUGACUUACGACCAAUGCUCAGGUUAGAGAUUCUAUUAAAGAUUGCGUUCGGCUCUGCAGUCUUCCUGCACCCGUGGGUUGGUCCAUGAACUUCUCUCGGGGCAUCAGUGACAUGAAAAAAAGCCAUUUAUCUUAGUGUUCACCCCACCACCCCACCCCCAUGUCUUUGAACUGAGCAAGCCUGGAUCAAGCUGAAGAGUUGAAUCUUUCAACAAAUAUCGAUUCAGGGUGUUCACUUGAGACCUCACCCAGGUCAUUAUUUCUCACGCCCCUGUGAGAGCCCCACAUAGCUGCCUGGAAAGCUUGGAGCACAAGGGGCAGGGGAGGGCUGAACGCAACGGCAGGAGGGAACAGCAGCGCCCAGUCUCCCGUGUGACACACACUUGCAAUGAGGAGAGCCCGGCAGCAGUGUGCUGCUGGGAGUGUGAGCGUGGCAGGAGCCGCAGCCGGUUUGCGUGUGUGAGUGCGUGCGAGGCGUCUGACCGUCACGUGUGCAGAGGCACAGUGGGGUUUAGGUCACCCGAGGUGCAACAUCACCAGGCAAAGCGGGGUCCUUCUGCCUGGCACUGCCAGUCCUGUGGGACCCUGACACGGACAAGGCCGGCCGCUCAACCCUACUCUGUUCCCCACUCUGUGUUCUGUGGCUGGGUGUUCAGUGUCCUGUCCCCGAUGUGGCCACCUGCUCUGGCCCCAGCAUUUGGUUUUAGGCAAGUGCAAAGCUCGAGCCAGAUAGAAAUCCAUCCUCAAGAGGCAGUGCCACAGAAGGUUAGCCUGGGCCUAUUUGGAAGAAACAAGGAAAACACAUUCGAAUUCCACCUCCCCCACCAGCAGGUACGUAUUUCUGCACCGUGGUCUACGCCGUCCUUUGGCCUUUUUACAUGUCCUGUACAGAAUGACAGAGAGCUGUUUGACUCCGUUACAGCCCCUGCUUUCUGGGCUCCUGGGAGUGAAGAGAACCUGGAGCCUUUGAGCAUCUGUGGAGUUAAAUUAUGGCGCUGGAUUUCUAUUUUGGGUUAAUCCAUGUGUACUCACAUCGAUCCAUGUCUGAUUGAGCCUGACACUAUACAAUGAUUAUUUUUCUGGCAUUUUGUCUGUCUCUUGGCAGAGCUGUUAUUUUUCUGCCAAAACUCCAAAGAGGGUAAACUUGCUGUAUGUAAAACUCUAGCAGAGUCGUCCUUGUGGGUUGUGAAGUGGCAAUUGAGAUACGCGUAGGGCCUCCCAUGCCACAGCCCGUGUCUGGGUGCUGGAGGUCAACAGUGAGUGCCCGCCCCAUCCUGGUGACUUAGAAAUGAAGGGAACGUGAUUGCCCCUGGUGGUGUAGCGGAUUCAAACCCAGUGGGAGGCAAUCAGAUGUCUCCUAAACUCAGGCACUGGAAGUACCCCUGGCCAGGAUGGGGUGCCUGGCUCAGCGGUUCGUUCAUUCAUUCAACAAAUACUGGUCAGAGGCACCAUAGUACACACGAGGAGUAUAGCAGCAAACAAAAGAGGCAAAUCAGAGAGAUAUUAAACCAUCUAAAAGGAAUUCUUCAGCAAAAGAAGGUAGAACGGGGACCAGGACCCUACUUGGCACGGAUACGUCUGUCACAGUCUGGGGUGGAAGCUGCAGAACUGAGGGCUUGCCUCUGUGGGGAGACCUGACAUGUCAGACCUCAUCCUGAUCCCUCUGAGCCUGCCCAGCCCCCUGCUUCCGAUCCCUCCCUACAGGGGCCUUCAUGCCCCUAAUUGGGCUCCCUCUUGGCUGAGGUUUCUAGAGGGUGCCCUAAACAAGAGGCACGAGCCUGCAGUCACAAAGGAUGCAACCAUCCUCUGCCCACCCCACAUGUGUCAGCACUUUGAAUAAGUGAACAUUAAAUCCAUGAAUAUUUGCUGAGUUGGUCUGUGCCAGGUGGCGUACCAGGCUCUCGGGGAGUGCGUGGUGCAGACUCACCCAGUCCCUGCCUGGGUCAUGGCUGUCUCGUGUCUGAGAGCCUGGGUUCUCUGAUCAGACUGCGGGAUUCAAAGCCCUGCUCCCUCACUGAAGCCAAUAACCUCAGACUAACAGCUUAAUCUUUUCUUGCCUCACUUUACUUAUUCAUGAAACGGGCAUAACAGUAGUACCUAACGCACGGGGUCACUGAGACUUAAACCGUUAACAUGCACACGAAGGCCUUAGUACGCGGUACACAGCCAUUAAACGCUUUCCGUUAUGGUGACUGUUAUUGUUUUUAUGGAAAAACGUAGCUUCACAGCUAAAAACCAGUCCCCUGAUCCUUCUUAGUUCUCCCGGAUGGAGCUGCCCUUGUCGGCCUUGGGGAUCAGGCCUCCGUGGACCUAACUCCUGCCCCCCCGUCUGCUUCGUCAGUGCUUCUUGGGCAGUAUGUUACACUGGGAGAAAAAGGCUGCGAGGGGGCUGACGUCGGCCUCGUGUGGUUGGGGGCUUCAACGUUUGGAUUUGGUAGAUCUCAUUUUCGAGUCAUGGGUGUACGACAGGAAUAACUGAGAUAGGUUAGACGUGGAUUUUUAUAUACAGAUAUGAAUAUUUAUGUAUUUAUUUAGAUUUAUUAUGUAACAGUGUCCAUGAGGUAUAACUUAAGCUUUUUUUUUUUCUUUUAACAGAGAAGUUCCAUUUAAAGUCACUAGCAAAGAAUAUAUA